Messenger RNA from Exophiala aquamarina CBS 119918, 1317 nucleotides. RefSeq lists its product as uncharacterized. NCBI's taxonomy places the organism in Eukaryota, Fungi, Ascomycota, Eurotiomycetes, Chaetothyriales, Herpotrichiellaceae. The transcript has a single exon. The coding region runs from base 1 to 1317 and encodes 438 amino acids. The record is from RefSeq and is a predicted model, not a curated record.
AUGGUUCUAGAUAGAGCAUAUAUCUCUUUGUUUCCAAACUCCAUUCCUGACCUGGAGCUGUGGAGGCGCUUCAUGGCUGAUCCUGAGAUCAUCGCUGACUGUCCACCGCCAGACAAUACCCCAGCUAUCAUGUCCAGCAGCAAACCUUCCAAAUCGCCCGUCAUUCUGACUGCCGCGGAGCAACACGACGCUGUAGGUUGCAUAUUGUCCAAUCCCCCGGCUAGAGCUGACAACCUCAAGAUCACCUACCUUUUAGAGCAUUCACUAGAAAGCAUUGUGCAUAACAUUCUCUUGGAGAUCCAUCAAGAGGAGAAGAUUGGUAGGAUGCAAACCGCUGUUGUUGAAGUCGAACAGCGAGCAGAGAAGCUCGGUAAGAAACUGAGCAAUGAUCAACAAGAUGAUGAGAACGCCGACCAAGAACCCGUUGAAACGAACUCUGCUGUUCUCACUGCUGGUCAGGUUCAGCUUAAGGGCAACCCGAUGAAAACUGUCAAACACAUCAGAUGUCCAAACUGUCGACUCAGGCGGUUACAAUAUCCUAGAGUCGGCUGGAACUCUCGGCCUGUCCCAGACGCAACAGAGCAAUAUUGUAAGACAGAACCGAUGAUCAUUCUCGACAAGCAUGAUGUUCAUGGGCAGCGAAAAAAGGGUGUCAAGGUCAAGGGCCAAGCCAAAGGCAAGAACAAGAAAAAGAACGAUCCUGGCUCACCAGCUCCUUCCGAAGCGUCAGACCAACUGACUCCAUCAUCUUCCAUCCCCACUGAGCAGUUUGAAUUCAAGGAGAUUGAUUAUCCUGCUGCUAAAUGUCCCAACCGAGACUCGCACCUUGGAGACCACUGGAAAUCCGUCAAUGUCUUUGCAACACAUCUCAAUGGAAGCUGCUAUCUAAAGAAAGAUCGUGCAGCGGGAAGAGAAGCAAAUGCAAAGAUCGGUGGCACCCCUCGAGACAGUCGUGCAAACUCACCCAAAGCUGCUCCCAAUGGAGUGAAGAGAAAGGCUGACGAGGAAAUCGGCGCACCAGCAAUCAAGAAGAAACAGAAGAUCAGCGACACCAGGAAGGUUGACAAGAAAGCCAUAGGAGUGCCAUCAAAACUCCGGGAAAUCAACACAGUGGACGAUGACAAAGAUGCUGAAAGUCCUCUCAAAGAGACAAAUGGCGACACCAUACAAGUCACACCGACAAAGGCAACAAGAGACCAGAGCUCUGAGCCUAGUUUGAAGCUCAAACUAAAGGGUGUCGGCUCGGGCGCUGGAGAGGUCCGUAAGAAGCAAGGAAAGAAGGACAAGGACAAGGACAAGGAGAAGGACAAGGCCUAG